Molecule: messenger RNA, 2529 nt
Organism: Tuber melanosporum (Perigord truffle)
Lineage: Eukaryota; Fungi; Ascomycota; Pezizomycetes; Pezizales; Tuberaceae
Exons: 3
Coding region: 1-2529 (842 amino acids)
Biological process (GO): protein import into nucleus
Cellular component (GO): cytoplasm; nucleus
Molecular function (GO): nuclear import signal receptor activity; small GTPase binding
Source: RefSeq, a predicted model, not a curated record
AUGGAUGAACAUAGUUUCAUUCAGCUCUUAGAGCAUGUCCUUACUCCGGAUACCAAUAUCGUCAAGCAUGCUACAGGGACUCUCCGUCGUGACUACUAUUCAAAACCGGAAUCCCUGUCCACUCUUCUCCACCUCUUGCGGACUCACCCAAAUGCUCAAAUCCGUCAACUCGCAGCUGUAGAGGCUAGGAACCUUGUGCCUAAAUUUUGGGUAGCGAGGGGCAAUGACCUUUCACACAUUCCAGCGGAACUCAAACCCCAACUACGAGAGUCAAUUCUUCAGUCCACAAUUGAAGAAACAAACUCUUUGGUCAAACACUCUUCCGCUCGUGUUAUAUCUUCCAUGGCUAAGAUUGACUUGCCAGCCGGUGAGUGGACGGAUCUUCCAGGAUUCUUGGUACAAGCAGCCUCUUCCGGCAGGGCAGAAAACCGUGAAGUUGGUGUCUAUAUACUGUUCACCCUGAUUGAGUCCCUGGAGGAAGCGGUUGCAGACAAAUGGCAUGAAUUCUUGCCCCUUUUUUCUCAGACGAUCAACGACCAGGGAAGCAUGGCUGUCCGCUUGAAUACCUUACUGGCUCUUGGAAAGAUGGCCGAGUCCCUCAACUCCGAGAAGCAUCCUGAUGGUGUUGCUGCGUUCAAAGAAGUCCUUCCUUCAAUGGUUGGGGUGUUGAAAGAACUCAUUGACGUGGCAGACGAAGAGAAAGCCAAUUCAGCCUUCGAGGUAUUCCAAACUUUGCUGAUUGUCGACUCAACACUUAUUUCAAGCCAUUUCCGUGACCUGGUCCAGUUCUUCUCAGAUUUGGCUUCUUCAACUAAUGUGGAUGACGAUUUCCGCUCAAAAGCUAUGUCUUUCCUUAUGUCUUGCUUGCGUUACAAGAAGAUGAAGAUGCAAUCUUUGAAAUUCGGCGAGCAGCUCACCCUACGCGCCCUUCAGAUUGUGACGGAAUUUAAGGAUCUGGAAGAUACCGACGAGACGACUCCUGCGAGGUCUGCAUUGGGACUCCUAGACUACCUUUCUGCCUCCCUUCCGCCAAGUCAGGUGGUAGUGCCGUUGCUUAAUAUACUUCCCCAGUAUACUGGGAGCCAGGAUCCAGAGUAUAGAAAGGCGGCAGUCCUGGCCUUGGGAAUGUGUGUAGAGGGUGCUCCCGAUUUCAUUGCCACCCAGAUUAGCUCAAUCUUCCCCGUUGUCCUUCAGCUUUUAUCCGAUCCCGAGGCUCGAGUCAGACAAGCGGCAUUGCACACGGUUGCACAAUUGGCGGACGAUCUCGCGGAGGAUAUGGGGAAGGAGCACUCGCGUUUGAUACCCGCACUUAUCAGAUUACUAGAUUCCCGUGAUGGGUCGGACGCUUGGAAGGCAGCAUGUAACGCAAUCGACGCUGUACUCGUUGGAAUUGACAAGAAAGAUGUUGAGGCCUAUCUUCCUACCCUCAUGCCAAGAUUAUCCGAGAUGUUCCAGAGAGAUGAUUUGAAGCUGAAGGCUGCUGCUGUGGGGGGGAUUGGUUCUACCGCUCAUGCAGCCAAGGACAGUUUUUCUCCUUACUUCCAGGCGGCCAUGGGUGCUCUGUUCCCAUACAUUUUGGUGAAGGAUUCCGAAGAUGAACUAGACCUGAGAGGCGUUGUCGUUGAUGCUAUGGGGAAUAUUGCGGAAGCUGUUGGAAUGCAAGCCUUUACACCCUACGUUCAACCUUUGAUGCAAUCUGCUAUGGAUGCUCUCAAUCUAGGUCAUCCUCGUUUACGAGAAACUAGUUUUAUGUUCUUUUCCAUUAUGGCUAGGGUUUACAGGGAAGAAUUCACGCCUUUCCUCCCAAAUGUUACCCAAGCUCUAUUCCAGAGCCUGGAACAAACGGAAACUGAUAUUGAUGUGGAAGUCGGUGAACUCACAAAAGAUGUUAUAAUCACAAGCGUUGGUGCUGUGGGUACUCAGAAGGUCUCUCUGGACGAGGAUAUCCAAGCCGAGAUACAGCCGCCAAACAUUGAUGCGGAUGACGAAGACGAUGACGCUUUGUGGGAUGAAUUGAACGCUGUGAACGCAGUUGCUCUUGAGAAGGAAGUUGCCGCCGAGGUUAUCGGGGAGGUUCUUGGCCAUUGCAAGGAAGGUUAUCUCCAGUAUUUAGAGAAGACUGUUGAAUUAUUGGCCUUGAAAGCUCAACAUCCCUACGAAGGCGUCCGGAAGGCAAGUAUCAGCACGCUUUGGAGGGCUUAUGCUACCCUUUGGCAAGUGAUGCAAGAUAAGGGAAUGCCGAAGUGGCUUCCUGGGUUGCCAUUGAAGAUCCAGCCGUCACCGGAGUUAGUGCGUCUUGGCAACCUUGUGAUCAAUUGCACAUUGGCCAAUUGGAGCAUUGAAACUGAUAGGCAAGGCUACUGUAACGGAUAUCUGUGUAAACGUCGCGGAGACACUUUCUCUUUGCGGCCCCGCCUUUUUAGUGGAUACUACCGGGGCCAUUAUACUCGAGCUUUCACAUCAGCUUGUUCUCAUCUUGAAGAAACAACAUCCGUCCCAGCUCGACGAAGAAGACGAAGUGCUUCCUGA